AUGGAAGAGAGGCUGGAAAUUUUGAUGGCUGGUCAAAAGACGAUUAAGGAUGAUAUAAUUGAUUUGAAACGUUUAUUCACUUCCAAAUGUUCCGAACUUUUGACAGUUGUCAAUUCAUUGAAUGAUAGGCUAACUCUGAUUGGUGAUUCUAAAACGGUUGAAAGUGAGAAACAUGAUGUUUCUGAUGGCUUGCAGACAAGGGUUGACAAAGGAAAAAAGGUUGUUCUUCCUGCAGAGGACAUUUCAGUGAAACCAAGUAAAAAUGGUACUUCUAUAGUAACGGAACGAGAAGAAAGGGAUGGUAGGGAGUCUGUUAUUCCUGUUUCUGCUGAUACUAAAGCUACUUCCAGCAAAGAAAGGGAUGGUAGGGAGUCUGCUGAUGAAGAAGAAGGUGCUGAAAAAGUCGAAUUGGAAGAUUUGGUUUGCGAGAAGGCUGUACUUGAAGGCAAGGAUGACCGUGGUGAACCUUGUGUUAUUGUUUCUUCCGAACACGUUGAUGUUAUCUCUCCGAAUUUUGAGGUUUCGCGACAAAGCGAGUUGAAUUUAAAAUCUCCACCAGAUGACACCAUCAAUCAGACUAAAAAAAAUGCAAGUGAAUCGAUUGCUGAAUUCAAAUCAAAGGAGUCUGGUCCUUCUUCAAGCCGCUUCAUACCGACGCAAACUGGUUGUAAAGUCCGUAUUUGUCCAUUUGAUGCUAAUCACAUUUUAUUCAGUGAUGCUACCAAACAAAACAUCAUUCAGAAUUGGCUGGAAGAAGGACGUCCUAAAGGGGCCAAGUUCGUAUCUCGACUAACUUUUUUCAGUUCUGUUUUAAUGCUCACUUAUUUAAUUUUUUUUUCUUUGUUUGUUUAG
Molecule: messenger RNA, 852 nt
Organism: Mercurialis annua (annual mercury)
Lineage: Eukaryota; Viridiplantae; Streptophyta; Magnoliopsida; Malpighiales; Euphorbiaceae
Exons: 4
Coding region: 1-852 (283 amino acids)
Source: RefSeq, a predicted model, not a curated record